CAAUCGGUAAACCCCCCUGUUAAACUCCCAUAAGAGUUGUUGCAACAAUCAGUUGAUUCGUCGGAAUCGAAAUCGGGCAAUUGUGCCUACGAGAAUGUACUAAAUAUGGGGAAAAAUAGGAGGGUCUUUUUAUCAGGUAUACAUUCGACACUUUAAAAAGUUUGUUUACAUUGUGUACGCAGAACUUGAUUUAAGCGGAUUCGGUUCGAGGCGAGGCUUAUAACAAAUUACUGUGCUACAAGAAAUUAACGUGGACGGAAGAAUCAAAACUGUUACAGUUUCUAGCAACCCAGAGAUGAUUUAUCAUAAAUUAAAAUGUAUUUUACAGGAUAGCACCGCAAGAAUUGAGAAACCAUAUCUACCUUACGAAGAUGAGUUCCAAACUCGAAUAGAAAAUCUUAAUGCAAAGGAGAAGGUCAUUCUUAAAAAACAAUUCAUGCAACAUGAAUGGAGCCUAGGAAGCACUACAGUAUUAGCAAUAUAUAGAAAUGCAGAAAUAACAACGGUGUCAGAGUUUGUGUUGAGUUUGAAUUCCAGAGAAGAAAUACAACAGGUUAUGAAUGAUUUACUCGAAACUAAACACAUUCUUUUGGCUGAAUUGAUACAAGUUUCUAAUUUAGGAGUUAGUUACUCGGUAGCAAUCAAUGAAAUCUUGCGGGAAUGUUUUACCCUUGCUUUAAACGACUUACUGGAAAAUUCGGACAUUAUACCUUGCAAUUAUCUACGCCAGCUUCGACCCUAUCUUAAAGAUGUAGAGUUAAACGCACUGAGAAACCAACAUAUACAGUUGCUACUAUGCAAAGAUAUAGGUUGUACUUUAGAACAGGCCAUUGGUUUACAACAUAAUUGGAUUGCCGACAAUCAAAUAGGCACUAACAGCGUCCUGAACGAAUUGAUGCUAGAGAUGGUUCAGGACACAGCAAAUACCAUUGCAAAACUUUUUGAAAGUAUGACAAACACAAAUAUCUCAUGGAAACAUUUUCUUAGUUUGCUUCAUUUGGUAUCAGUAGCAAUCAACGAUAAUAAAGUGGAGAUUCUCCGCUUGAGAGCAAUUAUUAAAGAAACAUUUAACGAAAUUAUCAAACAUGGCCAAUUUGAAAAAUUUGUGCAACUGAUAUUAACUGCCAGAGAAAUAUGCGCAGCCAACAAACAUGUUCUUGGAGAAUACAGCAGUUGGUAUAAGGUAACCUUCGGGGAAAUGAGUUAUCGAUUAACUAAGGAAAACUUCAUUCUUGUGAUGGAAAUGAUGACUAAACUGAUACCACUGGAGGAAAGUUUAGAAUAUCUGCAAAUCCAUGUAAAAAUGGCAAUUUCUUCUCCUCCAAAAUGUAUGGAAAUAGUAGUAACCUAUAAGCAACUGUGCCGAGCGCAACUAAUGAAGUUAGAGAACAAAAGCGAAUGUGAAAAAAAUAUCAGCCAGGAACUCAUUGUCAUCGAUAAUGAAUAACGAUUAAUUUUAAAAGGAAUUUCAUUCCUUCCUUUACUAGCCAAGCAUCAAAAAAGCCUCCCUUUUAAAAUAAUUUGUUAUAGAAUCAGCGUCCUGUUUUUUCUAAGACUGAUUUCUGUUCCUCUGU
Wyeomyia smithii (pitcher-plant mosquito) is the source of this 1574-nucleotide messenger RNA. RefSeq lists its product as uncharacterized. Gene Ontology annotation, biological process: interstrand cross-link repair. The transcript has 5 exons. The record is from RefSeq and is a predicted model, not a curated record. Gene Ontology annotation, cellular component: Fanconi anaemia nuclear complex. Lineage: Eukaryota; Metazoa; Arthropoda; Insecta; Diptera; Culicidae. The coding region runs from base 296 to 1447 and encodes 383 amino acids.